Molecule: messenger RNA, 1545 nt
Organism: Daphnia magna
Lineage: Eukaryota; Metazoa; Arthropoda; Branchiopoda; Diplostraca; Daphniidae
Product: lactosylceramide 4-alpha-galactosyltransferase
Exons: 2
Coding region: 269-1378 (369 amino acids)
Biological process (GO): glycosphingolipid biosynthetic process
Molecular function (GO): hexosyltransferase activity
Source: RefSeq, a predicted model, not a curated record
AGCUGAGUUUCUGUCGCAGUUGGUCUCUCGCAUCUGUUUUCGCUCGCAGUUGUUUUGAGUGGCUGUUACGUGGCUGUCGACUAGUGCUUCCAAGUAGGCCUCUUCUCGUCAUCAUUUCGUCCUGAAUAGUCGUCAAUUUUGUAAUUGUUUUAAAAAUCCCUUCCGUCAUCUAAAAACUACGACUUUGAAAACGAAUCAACUGUCGUUCAGCAACCAAUCAUCAUCGUUACACGUUAAAUACAGCCAACACCUCUUUCCCAGUUCAGCAAUGGAAUCGAAGGACAUAGCAACAGGCCAUCCAAAGUCAUGCUGGCGCUCCAAUUCGUGGAAAAGAAUUUGGCUGAAAAGAAGAGCGAACAUCAAUUACGAGCGAUCAUUUUUGCUGAUCUUUGGUUCCGCCGGACUGGUUAUCAUUGUUUACAACAUCUUGAUUGCUUCGCCUAUUCCGAUUUGUCUCAUCCCAGACGAUUUAACAACAGUCUCUCCUUCCGAAUCGCCUCGUGAAUUAAAACAUAACUACGAUUUUUUAUCUGAAGGAGAUAAAGCCUUUUUUUGGGAAACUGGCGGCAAUCAAACACUCAACAUACGGCAAGCGUGUGCAGUGGAAUCGCUGGCGUUGCACAACCCAAGUGUCACUGUUUACAUGCUCUUUAGUCAAGAAAGAGUCAACAGAAGCUCCAUCACAUUGCGGACACUUACGGAAAACUAUAAAAACAUCCGAAUUAUAGGAAUCAAUAUGAACAAUUUCAUGACCGGUUCGGCAUUGGAACAUUGGUACAAAUUCACUGACUGGAGGAAAGGACCUUUCAACGUUUCUCACUUCAGUGACGCCCUUCGUUUCGCCACGCUGUCGAAAUACGGCGGCUAUUAUUUCGAUCUUGACCUCAUCCACCUCCAGCCGGUGACCCACUAUCGCAAUUUUUUUGCCACGGAAGAUGGGAUCAUCGUGUCGGCUGGUGCGAUCCAUGCAGAUUAUGGCCAUCCCAUCAUGAAACUGGCCAUUUCUGAUUUUGUCGUUAAUUACAGAGCUGACGUUUGGGGCCAUAAUGGACCUGCUUUAUUGGGCAGAGUUAUAACCAAAUGGUGUGCAGUACCUAAACUUCGGGAAGCGACUUACCUCAGAUGUCGGGGGUUCAGCGUUUUACCGAAUGCAUCAUUUUAUCCGGUACAUUAUCCAAGAUGGCGAGAAUUUUUCCAUCAACGAGCUCCAAACGAUACCAUGACUCCUGAUUGGCUGACGACGGAAGUGAUCGGUGUUCAUAUUUGGAAUAAAAUCAGCUACGGAGAGCCAGUUUACCGCAAUUCGACGCAAUAUUACACACAACUAGCUCGUACCCAUUGCCCGGCCAUAUUUUCCAUUACUCCUGAUGUCUUUUAAUACGGGAAAUAAAAAAUUAUAUAAAUAAAAAAGGGACAGGACAGGAUUUAAUUUAGCCACGUCACAUCUAGGUUUUCGUUUGAAGUGUAUUGUGAUGACGUCAUGUAAAACUCCUUUCCCCUUUAAUGUUGGUUUCAACUAAUACAAUUCAUUUUGCGUUUGUCUUA